AUUUAAUUGAUUUGAUUUCUCUCUCUCGAUCACAUACAUAUAUCGCCCCUCUUCUCUAUCUAGUUUUAAUUAGUUUCAAUGGGUGGUGUUUCGUUUGACGGAGGAAGUCCUCCACCUUCGUACCCCGGCAAACUCACACCCUAUGUUCUCCUAACUGUUUUGGCCGGAGCCGCCGGUGGUUUGAUUUUUGGCUACGAUCUUGGUAUAUCUGGUGGGGUGACUUCUAUGGCGCCUUUCUUGGAAAAGUUCUUCCCCGACGUUUACGAGAGGCAACAAUCGAUCACGUCGACCAACCAGUACUGCAAGUUUAACAGCCCUACACUCCAAUUGUUCACAUCCUCCUUGUACUUGGCUGCCCUCUUCGCCUCCUUAGCCGCGGGGGAGGUCACCAAGAAAUUCGGCCGUCGUAUAUCCAUGAUGAUGGCCGGAUUUAUCUUCUUGUUCGGCGCCGCCCUCAACGCCGGUGCUGUCCAUCUAUCCAUGCUCAUCUUGGGCCGUAUUCUACUUGGCAUCGGCAUUGGCUUUGCUAAUCAGUCGGUGCCUUUGUAUCUUUCCGAGAUGUCUCCGUACAACUACCGUGGAAGGUUCAACAUUUGUUUCCAGUUGAUGAUCACAAUUGGGAUACUAUGCGCCAAUUUGAUCAACUUCGGGACGGCCAAGAUAAGCGGCGGCUGGGGGUGGCGCCUGAGCUUGGGCCUUGCCGGAGUCCCCGCCGUGAUAAUCCUCAUCGCUUCCUUCUUCCUCUCCGACACACCCAACUCCAUGGUCCAAAGAGGGAGGGAGAUUGAAGCCAAAGCCCUUCUGAAGCGCAUACGUGGCGUUGAUGACGUGGACGCCGAAUUCAACGACAUGCUGGCGGCCAAGAACGAAGCAGACCUCGUGGAGAGUCCGUGGAGGAAUCUUUUUGGAACAAAGUGCUACAGACCCCAACUUGCCAUGUCCAUUCUCAUCCCUUUCUUCCAGCAGUUCACCGGAAUCAACGUCAUCAUGUUCUACGCUCCAGUGCUCUUCCAGAGCCUCGGUUUCGGUUCGGACGCCUCACUUAUCUCGUCAGUGAUCACCGGCGUUGUCAACAUGUUUGCCACCGGAGUGUCAAUCUAUGGAUCCGAUCGGUGGGGGAGGAGGAGCCUCUUCCUAGAAGGCGGCGUGCAAAUGUUCAUUUUCCAGUCACUCAUAGCGGGGCUAAUCGGGUGGAGAUUCGGGGUGUCGGGAAACGUGACGGAUAUACCCUUUUGGUUCGCCGCGGUGGUGGUCGUGUGCAUAUGCGUGUACGUAAUGGGGUUCGCUUGGUCGUGGGGCCCGUUGGGCUGGUUGUACCCGAGCGAGAUAUUCCCUCUUGAGGUUCGGUCGGCUGCACAGAGCGUAACGGUGGCCGUCAACAUGGCCUUCACAUUCAUAGUCGGGCAAUGCUUCCUCACAAUGCUCUGCUCAAUGAAGUACGGUCUGUUCAUAUUCUUUGCAUUCUUCGUGGCGGUGAUGACAUUGUUCUGCUAUUUCUUCAUGCCGGAGACAAAGAAUAUUCCGAUCGAGGAGAUGACGCAGGUCUGGAGGAGCCAUUGGUUCUGGAAGAGGUUUAUGAAUGAGCCAAAUGACCCUGUCAAUAAGGCCAUCGCCAUGAGCAAAUUGAGAGACCGAGUUUGAUAUAUCUAGGGAACGUACUCUUGCGUUUUAUUUUUCUAUUAUUGCUAAUUGCUGCUUUUGUAUAUAAAUAUUUAGACGUAGAUAGUUUAAUUAGUUGGA
Erythranthe guttata (spotted monkey flower) is the source of this 1740-nucleotide messenger RNA. RefSeq names its product sugar transport protein 1. Lineage: Eukaryota; Viridiplantae; Streptophyta; Magnoliopsida; Lamiales; Phrymaceae. Gene Ontology annotation, molecular function: monosaccharide transmembrane transporter activity. The record is from RefSeq and is a predicted model, not a curated record. Gene Ontology annotation, cellular component: membrane. Gene Ontology annotation, biological process: monosaccharide transmembrane transport.